CCCGAGAGUCCUGCUCCUCCCCUUCCCGCCUGGGGCCACGACUCUUACUCAUCUCCUUCCCAGACAACCCGCCCGGAAAGCUCUGCUCUGCAAGCAGCGCCUACAGCCCCGGUUGCCCGCCAUGGCCUGGGAGGCUCAGCUUGCAGUGCCAGGCUGGUUCAUUCCCAGUGCUGGAAGGAUCUCAAGUUUUUUUGGUAGUCCCUGUCCACAAGCACCUGUCUUGAACUCUGCCUGCUGCCUCUGCAGCCCAGCUGCAGCCAGACCAGUACAGCCAGAGUGUCACAGGGCACAGGGUAGAGUGGUACCUGGGCUAUUUUUAGUGCUUGAGCCCACCCAGGAGACAUGCAUAACUCCCCCCCAUACAGCCUUGAUAUGUCCACCACCCUGACCCCACCUGCCUUGUAAUGCCCCCAAAUAAUGACUGGCUGCUGCCAUGUCCAGACUUUUCCCAGCCUUGACUGGCUUGUCUGACCCUUGUGUGCUUUCCCAAAUGAGUAACAAGGGCUGCCUGGCCAGGCAAGAGGGCUCUUGCGCCCUGGCUCCUCAUAUGGCCCCAUAGCACAUUUAGCACCACACACACCCCCACACAGCCCUCCCAGCCCUUAGCACGGUGCCCAGCUGGCACCAAGAAGGGUGGGCAGCAGACACCAGUAUAAUCUCUCCAGCUCUUCCCAUGUCCCUAUGCCUGCACCAGUGAUUCCCAACCAGUGUGCUCACUCUCUGGCCACUUCCAUUCCAGCAGGAGAGCAACAGUGUACUGUGGGUCUGGGCACAACACCAGGGGCUCUGGAGGUGGGACUGGCUGCAGCUGCCCACACCACACUAUAGUGUGCCCAGAGGGCAUUUCCCAGGCAAGCACUGUCCCCAGUACAGAAAGUGGCUCAAGUGACCCAUGCCAGCAAGAGGGUGAGCAUCAUGCUCACCUCUCGGCUUUGAGCAGGUGAUGGCAGAAAGACCUGGAAACUCGUUAAGGUAGGCAAAGUUGCAGGCAUGCUGAUGGUGGUGGCAGCAUGAUGCCUACAGUGGGGUACUGCUGGCUUACCCAGACAUACUGCUAGGCUCAGGGUCACUGCUCACCCAUGUGUCUUAGUGCCAGCUGGACAGAGUGAGGCACUGGGCAGCCUGGCUGUGCUGUGGGACUGCUGGGGAGCAGAACUCCAGGCUCUGUGUCUGCUUGGGGCAGUGCAGACCAGCAUGCAGCAAUGGGCACAAAGUUGAUGAGCUGCUGAUGGAGAGUCAGCAGAGUGGAGGGAGCUGGAGGGACUCUCAUCGCACAAAAGCAACCUCUUAGGCUCUGUCUAGCCCCAGGGACCCAGGGAGCUCCUGCCUCUUUAAAACCUGAUUAAGUCCAUGCCUUUAAAAUGGGCCUGGGCAAGGACCUCCUACCCUGUAGGAGGAGGCUGAGUCAGGAGCAGGUGGGCUGAGUGAGCUGAUUCUCCCACCCCACUUCACCCCACUCCCCUACCCUUGCACCUUUACAGCUCCCAUAGCCAGGCUCUGUUGGGCUAGCUUUGCUCCUGGUCUGGAUUUUAGUCUGGAAUUUGUCCCCCUUUUUGCACAGAUUCCCCCCACCUUUCUAUUCCUGUGCCAAGCUGAAGCAGCUGGUGUGGUUGUCCUGUCUUGAUAGAAGCUGGAAGCACCCUGGGAUCCUUUUGCUGGUGCCCGCAGUCAGCUCUCCCUCUCAAGUGAGGAGAAGCAUGACUGCAGGUUUUCCCUAAUUCUUCUGCUGGCCAGCCCCACCUUGUCCCUCUUACCUGCUCCCUCCCAACAUUCACCUAUCAUGGCUAUGCCCUAUCCUUUCACCAGCCUCCUCCUUCUCCUUGUUGUGCCCCUUUCCCAGGCUGCAAACCAGUCCCCACUGCCCCUUGCCUCCCUGCCCGCUGUCCCCACCCUGCCCCUCCUGCAGGCCCUGCAAACCCGGGCUCCAGGCAGCCCAGGCUGGCAGGUGGGGCCAGCCAGUGGACAGCCCCUGCGCUACAUGCUGAACCUGUACCGGCGUGCUGCUGACCGCGAAGGCCGGCCCCGCCGCAGCCGCAGCCUAGGCACCAACACCAUCCGCCUGGUCCAGGCCAGUUCCCAUGGGGGUCAGCCCUGGGCAGGUCGCUGGUACUUGCAGGCCCUCACCUACCACAUGGAGGGCCAGCCAGAGGUCGAGCACCUCCUCAGAGCUACUGUGGUCUACCUGCCCAGUCUGUCACUGGCCCACGGUCGCCUUCUCUGUGCUCUGGAGCUGGUGAUGGCUGAUGAGGCACCCAGGGUGCUGCUCAGCCCUACUGCCCGUCCCCGCCAUGGCUGGGCCGAAGUUGACGUCACACCUUAUCUGGUGCUGGGAAACAGCAGCGUGGGGAGCCUGGCACUGCGGCAUGUCUGCGUGCGUGCUGGCCGAGCAGGAGGCCACGAUGCCCCUGUGGCCCCUGGCCACCCUUUCCUCCUUCUCUACCUUAAUGAUACCCAGGCAGGGUUGGCACCUCUGGCAGCAGAGCCCCACCGACACCGACGCGAUACGGGGACAUUGGCUCAUGACCUGCCCAAGUACCUGCAGGACCAGGGAGGGGAGAAGAGUGACUGUUCCCUCCGCCCCUUCCCUGUCAGUUUUGCACAGCUGGGCUGGGACCACUGGAUCAUUGCUCCUCACCGCUAUAACCCACGCUACUGCAAGGGCACCUGUCCCCACCUGCUCCGCUAUGACUUCCACGCACCCAACCAUGCUGUGGUGCAGGGUUUUGUUCAUCAGCUGGUGGAUGCCAGUGUGCCCCGGCCCUCCUGUGUGCCCUAUCGCUACAGCCCCAUCAGUGUCCUCAUGAUUGAGCGCAAUGGAGGCAUACUGUACAAGGAGUACGAGAAUAUGAUUGCAGAGUCCUGCACUUGCCGGUAAUUUCCACUGCUCCAGCACAUCACCCCUGGGCUCUGCCUCUUCCUGCAGAUCUGGACUUUAGGGUUUAUCUUGCUCUGCCUGGGGCUCACUUGGCUCAUCUCCCCUCCCCAUGCAGUGCUGCUCAGUGGGGAGGUUUUACAAUGACAGUUUUAUGUAAAUUGUGGGUUUUUAAAGGCAGGAACCUGUGCUGGGGUGGUUGCCCUAUGGCAUCUGUCCUUCCUGCAGCCCCCAUGGCUGCUGCCUGGUUUUGGUGGGCAGGGGGGCUUGGCCUGAUGUUCUCAGAUAUGAGGUGUGUCCCUAAACUGGAGUACAAAGCUCUUAGGAGAUGGCUGGGAGUCUCCUGGUGGAGCGAGGGCAGGGAGGGAGGAAGUCCAGGUGUCUCUGUGUUUUGCACCUGACAUGUUGGUGGUGUCAGGAUCUGAUGUGACCCUGCCCUGUGGCAUUCCUUCCCAACUCACAUGCACCCCAUCCCUAUCUAGUUUCAACUGCAGAGGCAUCUCACCAGGCUGAGAAUUUGGGCUGGAGGGAGGAAGCCUCUCUCCUCCCCUGGAUUUCUGCUCUGGAAGGGCUGUGAAAAACUGGAGGGACCUGAGCUGCCAUCUCUGCUUCUGGUGCUAGAGGCCAAGGCAGCUGUCUGUGCUGGGCUCUGCCUGCUGUUUCCUUUGUCACACUUGUUCUUCAACUCCUUGGCUUGCCCUCUAGCAGGGCUCAGGUCUUGUUCCCAGAGGUCAGAUUCCUGUUGCAGAUGUCUCUCUACCUUCUUGCACUCUUGCUGUCACACAGGCCUUGGGCUCUGCUGGGCUUCUGGUAUGUCCCUGUUCCCAGAAGGGUCAGUCCCACUCUCAGCACCCCUGCUGCCUGACUUUUCUCUAUUUAUUUCUUGACUGUGAAUAAAUAAAUUGAUUGAUUUUGCUAAA
Passer domesticus (house sparrow) is the source of this 3792-nucleotide messenger RNA. It is a transcript of the gene BMP15, whose product is annotated as bone morphogenetic protein 15. The record is from RefSeq and is a predicted model, not a curated record. Bases 1781 to 2875 code for a protein of 364 amino acids. NCBI's taxonomy places the organism in Eukaryota, Metazoa, Chordata, Aves, Passeriformes, Passeridae. Gene Ontology annotation, cellular component: extracellular region. Gene Ontology annotation, molecular function: cytokine activity; growth factor activity. The transcript is spliced from 2 exons.